AUGGGACACCGUGAUUACCAGUCUGCAAUAGUUGUGCGGGUGGCACGUAUCAGUGCGUUUGCACUUCGCUUAUGGAUGGCAAACUCAGCUGCGCUGGUCAUUGCCGUCUUCCUGGAUGGGGACCCCGAGACGGGCCAUAUCAAUGGUCAGAGACAUUGUCAGACAUGGCCCAGUCGCGCCCUAAAUGGCGCUCUGUGCAACCACCUACUUUACCUCCCUAAAUCAUCGGUGAACGAAACUGUGGCAGCUGCAACCACUGUACGACUGCAACCACCUACCCCACCUCCCCGAAUCAUCGGUGAACGAAGCUGUGGCAGCUACAACCACUGUACGACAAGUUGCGCUGGCGUGGCCACGUGCUGCGUAUGCCAGUCGAUCGACUUCCCGAUGGGCUCUUUUCGCACAACCACGUUAAGGAUGGAAACGAGCCACAGACGGUCAAACAAUGACUUGGAAGGAAAUUUUGAAAGCCAUUACCAGCAAACUCAGCUGCGCUGGCCUCAUUUUCCAACCAACCACCCCCCACUUGACAGCCCACUGACAGUGCUGGACUUAUGCACCAAUUUAUCAGCUCCCGCCUGCAAUGCGCAGCUACCUAGCUUCCCCCACCCUAAAUCAUCGGUGAACGAAACUGCGGCAGCUACAACUACUGUACGACGAGUUCGCGGUUAUUACAGCUGA
Messenger RNA from Opisthorchis viverrini, 681 nucleotides. RefSeq lists its product as hypothetical. NCBI's taxonomy places the organism in Eukaryota, Metazoa, Platyhelminthes, Trematoda, Opisthorchiida, Opisthorchiidae. The record is from RefSeq and is a predicted model, not a curated record. The transcript has 4 exons. The coding region runs from base 1 to 681 and encodes 226 amino acids.